GCUACUUAAAGAAAUCGCCUAUAAAACACAAGAACAAAAAACGGGUGUUGCGUCGACGAGUUUUUUGGCCUUUUGUUUCUUGGUGCGCGGGGCUCGCACUUAGCCUACCAUGGCGACGUCCAAGAAGUUCUCAAUGCUUGCCGAAAUGGAGCCGGCCCGCCCGGCUGGUAACGGGACCGAGGUUGGGCCUGUUUACCGACCCGCGUUUCACAAGGACGGCUUUCCCAAGCUUGAGGGCGUGGAGACGUGCUUCGACCUUUUCGAGAAGAGCUGUCGCCUGUUCGCGGACUGCCCCUGCCUUGGCGAGCGCACGGUGGAGGACGGCAAGGUGGGGCCCUACCGCUUCAUGACCUUCCGCGAGGUGGAGGAGACGGUGGCGGCAGUCGCCAGCGCCUACGUGAAGCUGGGCAUCAAGCCGCACGACCGCAUCGGCGUGCUGGGUGCCAACUGCAAGGAGUGGAUGAUAUCGAUGCAGGGCAUGAACCGCAUGUCCAUCGUGUGUGUGCCGCUGUACGAGACGCUGGGUGACACGGCCGUGGAGUACAUCAUCAAGCACAGCGGCACGCGCCUUGUGGUGUCGGCCGGCGGUAAGCUUAAGGUGCUAGCCAAGGCGCUGGCGUCGGCCCCUGUGAAGGCCACGGCGGACGCGGGCGUGGUGUACUGGGGCGCCGCCGCGGACGCCGACCUGCAGGCGCUCAAGGCUACGGGCGUCAAGGUGCUGUCGUGGGAGGAGCUGGUCACCACCGGCAAGGAGGCAGCGGAGGCGGUGCCGGUCAAGCCCGCAGCCGGAGACCUGUGCACCAUCAUGUACACCAGCGGCACCACGGGCGACCCCAAGGGCGUCAUGAUCCCGCACCGCGCCGUGGUGUCCACCAUCGCGGGGAUCCUGGCAUUCCUGGACUUCUGCAAGGAGAAGAUGGGCCCCUCUGAUUCCUACCUCUCCUACCUGCCUCUGGCACACAUCUUCGACCGGGUGGUGGAGGAGCUGAUGCUGUCGGUGGGCGGCUGCGUCGGAUACUGGCAGGGUGACAUCCGUCAGCUUAUGGAUGACGUGUGCGCGCUGCGGCCCACACUGUUCGCCGGCGUACCGCGCGUCUUCGAGCGCGUUUACAACGGCGUGCGCGACAAGGUGGACCACGGCAGCUUCCUGUCCCGGCUUAUCUUCAACUGGGCCUACAACCGCAAGGAGUACUACAUGAAGAUGGGGUACAAGCAGGACCAGGCCUCCAUCAUCAGCGACCUGCUGGUGUUCAAGAACGUCAAGGCCAAGCUCGGCGGCCGCGUGCGCGUGCUGGUGUCCGGCAGCGCCCCGCUCAGCCAGCAGAUGGAGUCCUUCAUGCGCGUGGUGGUGGGCGCGCCCUUCGUGCAGGGCUACGGCCUGACGGAGACCUGUGCCGCCUCCUUCAUCGCCACGCCCGACAACCCGCUGCACAUUGGCACGGUGGGCGGCCCCAUGCCUGCCACCGAGUUCCGACUGGAGGCGGUGCCCGAGCUGGGCUACUUCCCCAGCUCCGACCCGCCGCGCGGCGAAGUGUGCAUCCGCGGGCCGGGCCUGUUCAGCGGCUACUUCGGCAACGAGGCGCUCACCAAGGAGGCCACGGACGCGGACGGCUUCUUCCACACGGGCGACGUGGGCGAGCUGGUGACGGACGGAACCCUCAAGAUCAUCGACCGCAAGAAGAACAUCUUCAAGCUCAGCCAGGGCGAGUAUAUUGCGGUGGAGAAGGUGGAGAACGUGUACAAGACGUGUGCCAUGGUGGAGCAGGUGUGGGUGUACGGCGACUCACACCAGUCGUGCCUGGUGGGCGUGGUGGUGCCGUCCCACAAGGGCCUCAUGGUGUGGGCGGCCAACAACGGCGUGUCGGGCGAGUACGAGGAGGUGCUGCGCUCGCCGGCGGCGCGGGCGGCGGUGCUGGCGGCCAUGACCGCCACCGGCAAGGCGGAGAAGCUCAACUCGCUGGAGCAGGUCAAGGCCAUCACGCUCACGCCGGAGCAGUUCACGGUGGAGAACGACCUGAUGACGCCCUCCUACAAGCUCAAGCGCGCGCCGCUGCUGAAGCACUUCCGCAAGCAGGUGGACGCCAUGUACGCCGAGCUGGCGGAGGCGGAAGCCGCCAAGAAGAAGGCGGCCGGAGCGCCGGCGUCGUGAGCGAGGGGUGCGGCGGGCUUGUGAUAGAGGCGCAAGCAGCAGCGUGGGGGCGCACACGCACAGGCAUUGGGUACAUGGUACAGGAUGUGGAUAUGUGCAGAGGUCAGUACCUGAAGUUCCGGCAUGCGCUGGUGUAGCGGCACGUGAGACAGCGACGGCGAGCGCCGCAACAAAUUCCGCCUAUUAUGGGUUGAGCAAAUGAGACGGCGCGGAGAGAAACAGAUUGCAGGGUUGGACUGUUGGAGGAGUUAGACGUGGCGGCAUGAGUUGUGCGUUGCGGGGUCAUGCGGUGCGCGUUGCAGGGCUGGUGAGGGGCUAGCAGGUGAGGGGCUGACUGGUGUGAGGGGCUGGCUGGUCGGGGCUGUUGUUGGACUACGCCGCUUGUGCGCUCAAGCCUGCAGUAGUCGACGUGGACUUAUGUGCAGACGCCUUUUUGGCAAGAUUGAGCACACUACGCUGUGUAUGGGAGUGCAGGAGCGUGCUGAAGGUGUAGGGUUACGAGGCUGGUGGGUGUCUGUGGGUGUUGUUUCAAGUUGCAUGUUGGUGGACGGCGGCAAUCAGUACAUUCAUGCCGUGUGGCGACUGCGCGCGAUCAGGGACUGAUGCUAUGGUAGCUGCGGCAACCGUCUAAAGAUUGCGUGUGGCGAGUAACGUGUGGCUCAUAGGGGAGGGAGGGGGAGAAUGCCAAGCGAUGCCCAUCGAUGCCCGCCUGUCGCAAUAUGCUAGCCCAAUGCUGCUGUGAGCAGUACCGAGCAUAUAGCACUCUUGCGUCAGCAGCAGUUCGCAGGGGUGUUGCGCCGUCUGCUAGAGCAGCACAGGCGGAGCCUGGCGGAGCAGACGGUGGCCAACCUGGUUUUGACUGGGCGCAUUUUGGGUCACUCACUGCCGGUCUCCGGCUCAAACCCUGUCCCUAGCUCAUGCGUGGCGUGUUUAGGCGUUGUAAAACACGGUUUGC
Messenger RNA from Chlamydomonas reinhardtii, 3104 nucleotides. RefSeq lists its product as uncharacterized. The transcript is spliced from 16 exons. NCBI's taxonomy places the organism in Eukaryota, Viridiplantae, Chlorophyta, Chlorophyceae, Chlamydomonadales, Chlamydomonadaceae. Gene Ontology annotation, molecular function: long-chain fatty acid-CoA ligase activity. Gene Ontology annotation, cellular component: membrane; endoplasmic reticulum. The record is from RefSeq and is a predicted model, not a curated record. Bases 146 to 2149 code for a protein of 667 amino acids. Gene Ontology annotation, biological process: fatty acid metabolic process.